Messenger RNA from Dreissena polymorpha, 3725 nucleotides. RefSeq lists its product as uncharacterized. The transcript has 2 exons. NCBI's taxonomy places the organism in Eukaryota, Metazoa, Mollusca, Bivalvia, Myida, Dreissenidae. The coding region runs from base 352 to 1824 and encodes 490 amino acids. The record is from RefSeq and is a predicted model, not a curated record.
GUAUACAAAAAGUUGAUCAAAUAUUGCCUUAUUUUGAUAACAUUCUUAUUAAGGUUGAGUUAGGUGCAACUGUGCUAUGAAGGGUAGCUUGACAACGACAGGUGACAUGCUGGAUUGCUAAAUCAACAUUUAAAUCGGGGUUUUACCGAUGCCCGAAACGCUGAAUGAUUUAAAAGGCCAUUCUCAAUGGGAUGAGAUAGUUGGAGUCGGCUAUUGGGUUUUGUGAAGCGUAAAGCGACAAAGAUUAUAUUGCGGAAGUUUUAAAAUUGUUUCAUAUAUUCGGCUACUGUUUUCACAAACUCGGUUUCAACAAAACGUAAACGAAAGGUGAAUCGGAUCGCUUUAUUGUACAUGAUGUCUUGGAUUCGAAUCCCUCACGUACCACUCGCUUUACUACUGGUAACAGGGUACCAAAAAGGCGAUUGCAUCUCAGAUGGCACAAUAGUCAGCGAUGCAAGAGAGAUCGAGAUUGGUGAUAACACUUCCGCGCCGCUUUGCAAGUUCAGUGCAUGGGAAAGAAGCAAGAGUUAUUUUGACGUGCAGUUUCACGAAUCAGAUCCAGUUUUCGUGAAAUUCAAGCUGGAUACAAGAGGGAAAUCGGGAAUGUCAAUUAAUGAAUCGAGUCACGCCGACGUGAUAUUUCCACAUAACUGGGUCUGGACAUACUCAACCGAGAAUUCGAAUUAUCCAUAUCUAAGUUUGUACAUGGACUACGGUAUUGUUUCAUUCUCCCUGCUUGAUGCACGAACACUCGAACUCGACUAUUUGGCUCUAUAUGUGAUACCGGAUAACCAAACAGAAAACUGUCGAUUAAUCAUUGGUGACAACGCAUCCAUGAUUAAUGUAGCAAAAGCAUUAUCUGAGAUUGUCGUAACAAAUAAUACCGACGAAAAUCGAUAUCAAAAACAUUUCUUCUGCUAUCUAACAAAACUUCCAGAAGUUGACACUUUUGCAGGACUAUACUUUAAUUUUCCAACUAAUGUCUUUCAAUACUCGUGCUGCAUUUUUGAAUACUCCUACAACGAGGGAAGGUAUUCAGAACCGAAAUGUAAUCAAAAACAGCAGAAAUGGACCUUAUGCACAACGGGGCCAUAUUUUGCCGGAAUCAUUAUACUAGCGUUUUGUCCUAUAUUCCUCUUUCAACUAUUAAAUACAGUUGGCAAAGACGAAAUAUGUCAGCCAUAUGACUUCGACUGUCUCAUUGAUACUCCUUUAACGUUAUGUCAAGAUAUACAAGAGGAGGACACGUGGAUAUUUCUAGACGGGAAACCUCCUCUAAGAUUAUCCGAUCUGCCUUCAAGGCUGCUAUCGGACUUGAAAGAACAUCGUCCGUUAACAUAUUCGCGGCUUAGCCGACUGUUGUGUGUACUUAUUGCUCCUGUGUUGCUAUUUGUAAGGGUGCUUCUGUUCAAAGACGGUAUUGGUUCAAAGAACACAGUAACAGUGGACGAUCUUGUUGCAAGAAGUACCCCAUUAGGAUUCCUGUCUCUUCUUGCGAAAUAUGAACACGCACGGCAAACCUUUGUUCCAAUUCUAGGAGGGCCUUGGGUAGUUUUGGGGUUAUUCUAUAUUCUUGGUAUUAUUAUCAUCGUUACACCAAGAAGUUUGAAGCAAAUCAUAGAAAACGGAACGCCGACAAAGAGAAAAUGGUCGCCAUUAUUUUUUGGAGUUGACGAGGUGUUGCGCAUGGCUAUGCUUGAACCGGAAACAGAACCCGGAUACAGUAGGGCUUCCACUUUUUGUCGAGGGAGCUUUCUUAUGCUUUUUAACGUUUUAUUUUGGAAAAGAGUCUGCUAUGUAAACAAAACGCGGUUUUACGGUUAAUAGUCCGUUACAAAAUUGCGUUUAUUUUACUCGUUUUACCAGUGACCGUCCUUAGUUUCCUUGAGUUUGCUACUUGCGUCAUCUACAACGCCGUACCAUUCUUUAGCGGUGGCGUUAUUUUAUUGAAGGGUUAUAUCGUUUCCAUUUUAGACCAGAGGAAUUAUUAUUUUGGUUCAAUAUUGUUUUCUUACAAAUUUUCGGUCGUGUUAAUGAUUUGUACGUGUACCAUACUAUUCACUCUGUUUUUGUAUAUUUUGUGUUUGAUUUUCCUAGAAAGUUUCAUAAUCAUAUCGCAGAUAACAAUAAUGUGCUUUGUAGCAGUUGUAGUGUUCCCUUCUUCUAGUUUUGGAUAUUUAUUUUUUGUUGUAGCUAUGUUGUACUAUAUAACUCGCCUCAUUCGAUCAUUCGGGAAUGUGUACUUGGAAUUGCUUUCAAUCGCCGUAGAACAGUCUGUGGUUUCGGAAUUCAAUAUUAAGUCUUCUGCGUAUGAAAAUAAAUCACUAAAUGAUCCAUACGAUGGCAAAAUGUGUGAAAACGACGUGCAAAACGUUUCAGAAACACCUCCAGGCAUAACAAUCCAUCGAACACGCCAAAGAAAGAACCUACGUGGAAUACCAAGGAGUUUGUUUGAAUAUUUGAUUCAGAGACACCGACCUACAUAUUUUCAGGUGCUCAAAUUACUAUUCAACAUUACUCUAAUUAUAACAUUAUGGGUUGUUACUCUGUACAUACUGGACAAGUUCAACGUAUCGUCUCCUUCGGAGAAGUCUGACGUCAUGCACGUGGUCUUCGUGGUGAUAGUUGGCGCGUUGCCAAGGGUGUUGGAGGUCGUUUUUAUCGAUGAAAGUGACGUUAUUAAAAGACAAGUGGAAGAAACAAAGCUUGCAAAGUCGAUUGAACGUUAUUGGAAUUGUCAGACAGUACAACUUGAAAAUCGCGCAUGAAGUGUUUGAAAGGUGAUAUAAGCGAUUAAUUGACGUGUGAUUGGUGAAGGUUGAUGAUAUCAAAGGCGUGUAAAUGCUUACUAGAUAUAACUCGUAAAUUAGCUUAUGUACAACUGAUUUAACCACAGUGCUUCAAGCGGCAAAAAUGUAUUUUAUCACGCUUUGAUUUUGUCAUAUUUUUUUAAACAAUAAUUGAGGAAUUCAAAUUAAAAUGUGGACAUUUCUAAUGAAUACAACAUUUUGCCGUCCAAACGUGUAUUCUUAUACAUGUUUUGUGUAAUAAUUUUCAUUUUGUGUGAUUGCAAACUGUAACAUUACGUAUAAAAAUAAAAAGUCACCGUAAUAAAAUAUUUAUAUAUGUUAAUUAAAAAUAUAACGUCAUAUUAGUCUCAACGACAAAUUGACGGUAUGCAAAUAAUAAAAAUACUAAACGAUGUUAUCAAAUAUUAAUGUUUGAUAUUGUGUAAUGUUGUUUUCCACAACCUCUAGAAAGCAGUAUUUUACAAAAUGCACAAUGAUUGUAGUAUACCAGGCAAAUGAACGUGUUUGUACAAUUAAAAGAAUACUUGUCCAUAUUCCAUUCAAACAAAAACCCUACUUUCAAACUUUUUACACCAUAACACGUAUUGAUUUCUGACAAUAAAUAAUGUCAUCCGUUAAAAUGCAGUCAUUUUAACAAGUCGACGAAUACUUCUUUUUAGGAUAAAUCAUUGACAACGUUGACAAAAUAUUUUUUGGGAAAUAAAAGAAAGGUUAUAAUGAUGACAUCAUCCUUACGAACAUACGAGGCAUGUCUCCAUGUGUGUUUCAGACACAAUUGUACACUCUUAAUUUGUUAUUUUGUAAAUGUUCACACCAAUUUAAACGCGCGUGCUAUGGGCACAUAACUAUUGCACAUAAUUGUAUAACUAGCAUUUUUUGUGUAUGCGGAUUAAUCAAAUAAACUUAGAUAACAUC